GGGCUGAUCGACUACGAGCAGCUGGAGGUGACGGCGCGGCUCUUCCGUCCCCGCCUGCUCAUCGCGGGCACCAGCGCCUACGCCCGGCUCAUCGACUACGCCCGCAUGAGGAAGGUGUGCGACGAGGUCAAGGCGUACCUGCUGGCGGACAUGGCCCACAUCAGCGGGCUGGUGGCGGCCAAGGCCAUCCCCUCGCCCUUCGAACACGCCGACGUCGUCACCAGCACCACCCACAAGACCCUGCGCGGCGCCAGGGCGGGACUGAUCUUCUACCGCAAGGGCGUGCGCUCCGUGGAUAAGAAGACGGGGAAGGAGACGCUCUACGACCUGGAGGACAGGAUCAACUUCUCCGUGUUCCCCUCCCUGCAGGGGGGCCCCCACAACCACGCCAUCGCCGCCGUGGCCGUGGCUCUCAAACAGGCCAACUCCCCGGCCUUCAGGGAGUACUGCCAGCAGGUCCUGAGGAACGCCAAGGCCAUGGCACAGGCGCUGCUGCAGCGCGGGUACACCCUGGUGUCAGGGGGCACCGACAACCACCUGGUGCUGGUGGACCUGCGGCCCAAGGGCAUCGACGGGGCGCGGGCGGAGCGGGUGCUGGAGCUCGUGUCCAUCACCGCCAACAAGAACACGUGCCCGGGGGACAAGAGUGCCCUGACCCCGGGGGGGCUGCGCCUGGGUGCCCCCGCGCUGACCUCCCGCCACUUCCGCGAGGAGGAUUUCCAGAAGGUCGUGGAGUUCAUUGAUGAGGGCAUCGUGCUGGCCCUGGACGUCAAGAGCAAAACCAGUAAGCUCCAGGACUUCAAGACCUUCCUGCUGCAGGACCCCGAGACGCAGCGGCGCCUGGGCGAGCUCCGCCAGCGCGUCGAGACCUUCGCUCGUGCCUUCCCCAUGCCCGGCUUCAGCGACCACUGAGGGGGGGGCUCCCCUCCUGCCGGGCUGGGGCCACCGGGGGGGGGGAAGAGGGGAGGCUGAAACCCCCCCUCUGCCCUUCCCCACUCCCCUUCCUCCCCCUUUAGCACCUUUGGGCACUCCCUCCCCGGGGCAGGGGACGGUGCCCGCCCAUCCUGCUCUCAGUGUUAGGGUGCAGAGACCCCCCAGACCCUGACUGGGGGGGGGGCACCGCUUCUUCCAGCCUCGUCUUGCACUUUUCUAUGGGGGGGGUUGCUAAUAAAAGUGGGGGCAGAGCCUG
Molecule: messenger RNA, 1189 nt
Organism: Corapipo altera (White-ruffed manakin)
Lineage: Eukaryota; Metazoa; Chordata; Aves; Passeriformes; Pipridae
Gene: SHMT2
Product: serine hydroxymethyltransferase 2
Exons: 7
Coding region: 106-912 (268 amino acids)
Biological process (GO): regulation of oxidative phosphorylation; folic acid metabolic process; protein homotetramerization
Cellular component (GO): nucleus; BRISC complex; mitochondrial matrix
Molecular function (GO): glycine hydroxymethyltransferase activity; serine binding; zinc ion binding
Source: RefSeq, a predicted model, not a curated record